Acanthochromis polyacanthus (spiny chromis) is the source of this 10085-nucleotide messenger RNA. It is a transcript of the gene zbtb22b, whose product is annotated as zinc finger and BTB domain containing 22b. Gene Ontology annotation, molecular function: DNA-binding transcription factor activity, RNA polymerase II-specific; protein binding; RNA polymerase II cis-regulatory region sequence-specific DNA binding. The coding region runs from base 181 to 2532 and encodes 783 amino acids. Lineage: Eukaryota; Metazoa; Chordata; Actinopteri; Pomacentridae. The record is from RefSeq and is a predicted model, not a curated record. The transcript is spliced from 5 exons. Gene Ontology annotation, biological process: regulation of transcription by RNA polymerase II.
CGUCUGUCUGGAAUCCUGUUAAAGGCGACGCGUCGCUGUCUGCUGCUGCAGAGAUCAGAUGGGAAGAACAUUUGAACAAAAUGCUGCUCAAACUUAGGGGCCUGGAUAACCCGGCCGGACUGUCUGCCCUCUGCCCGGCCACACACGGUCCUCCCGGGGGCUGCACUCUCUACUGAAACGAUGCAGUCUCUGCCCAUGGAGGUGGGAAGCAGCAGCAGCAGCAGCAGCAGCUCGGUGGUGCAGGUGUGCUUCCCCAGCGCUCAGGCCUCGGUGCUGGACAGCCUGAACCGGCAGAGGGAGGAGGGCAGGCUCUGUGACCUCUCCAUCCACGUCCAGGGACAAGUGUUCAAGGCCCACCGCUGCGUCCUGGCCGCAUCCUCACCUUACUUCCAUGACCAGGUACUACUAAAGAACAUGUCCACGGUCACCAUCCCGGCGGUGAUGGACCCGCUGGCGUUUGAGAGCGUGCUGAGCUGCGCCUACACCGGUCAGCUCCGGAUGCUGCGCGACGACAUCGUCAACUACCUCACGGUGGGCAGCGUCCUGCAGAUGUGGCACAUCGUGGACAAAUGCACUGAGCUGCUGAAGGAGGGCCGAGCUGCGGUGGCAGGAGGAAGCGGAGGAGGAGGAGGAGGCGGUGGUGUGCAGGAUGGAGCGGAAGGAGGUGGAGGGUCUGCCAACCCCGGGUGCAGCAGCAGCAACGGCGACAGCGGUGCAGGGGGCGAGAAUGGAGCCGGAGGUAACAGUGGUGUCGGUCGAGUCCAGGUUGCAGAGUCCAACGAGCCUCAGCGAGCCUCCCAGCCCCCCAGCCGGCCUUCAGUGAGCGAGAGCCAGAGUCCCAGCAGCACCAACUACUUCAGCCCCAGAGACGGCAGCAGUUUUGGGGGAAGCGGAGCGGCAGCAGCUGGAGCUUCAGUGGAUGGAGGGGCAGCGAGCAACACCCCCAGCUACUGCACGCCUUCAGGAGGAGAGGAAGCCUUCCUCAUCGAGGAGGAGGAGGAGGAGGUGGAGGAGGAAGAGGAGGAGGUGUUGUACCACCAAAGGAAGAGGGGGAGAGGAGGAGGCAGCGGGAGGAGGAAGAAAAUGAGCUCGGUGUCGGAGCAGGAAGUCGGGGUCAGCGACAGCUUUGGUGUGUCGUCCUAUCAGGAUGGAGAGGACUCUGCAUUGCCUCUGCAGAAGCGUCCGACCUACAGCCAGCCCAGCAUCAUGCCCCGCAAACAGUGGGUGGUGGUGAAAACCGAACGCACGGAGGACGACGACCUCAUCGUGGUGUCGGGGGAGGAGGGAGGAGAAGACGAGGAGGACGAGGAGGAGAGGGAGAUGGAGCUGGCACGAGAGAGGGACCGAAGCGACUUCAACAUCUCCAACGUUAGGAGCCUUUCAGCCGAGCUGGGGGGCCGAGCCGAGAGCGACAUGGACUCACAGGUGGAUUACUGCCAGUCUUCAGAAGACUACCUCAAGUUUGAAGGCAGUUUAAUGGAACAGACAUUAGCUCAGCACCUUCAUGACAGCGCUGCGGGUCAGAACCAGAACACUAACCGAGCCGUGUCGGCGCUGCUGGGUCAGGUUCAGUCUGCAGCCACGGCCCGGGCCCAGCUCUUCCCCCUGGACAUGCAGGGGAACCAGAUCCUCCUCUACAGCCAGGCCUCCGGACUCUCCCUGGACGCCGCCGCGCCUCCCCUGGGGAUGGCAGGUGGUAUGAUCGGAGGAGCCUCGUUUAAAGGACCCGGUCUGGAGCACGGUGCGGUCCACUUGUCAGUGCAGGGGGGUCUGGGGGUCGAUGGUACGGACAGCGGGGGGAUGGGAGGUGGAAGUGGCUGCGGUGGCGGCAGCAGCAGCUCCGGGGGUUCAGGGAAAGUGUUCAUGUGCCACUGUGGAAAGACCUUCACCCACAAGAGCAUGAGGGACCGCCACAUUAACAUGCACCUGGACCUGAGGCCCUUCCACUGCCCCGUCUGCGCCAAGAAGUUCAAAAUGAAGCAUCACCUCACGGAGCACAUGAAGACGCACACGGGCCUGAAGCCGUACGACUGCCUCAGCUGCGGGAAGAAGUUCAUGUGGCGCGACAGCUUCAUGCGGCAUCGGUCGCACUGCGAGAGGCGCAGCGGGCUGGGAGAGGGCGGCGAGGGCGGGAGCAGCAGCGACGGAGGCCGAAGAGGAGGAGGAGGAGAGGACGGACCCGAUUUGAUCUCCUCCCCUCACCUCCUCCUGUCUGCAGGCGAAGGCGCACAGAGCGGCAUCCUGGGAGGAGGAACGAGGGGAGGAGCGUCUGUUCCACAUCUGUCUGCUGCUGUUCUGUCACCGCAGCACGCCGGCGUCUCGGCUGCAGGAAGCAGCAGCAACAACAGCGUGAGUAACAGCAACAGUGCUGCUCUGAGCAACAACAUUUCUGCAGCGGGGGCCCUUCUAGGGGUCCCUCCGAGUCCGGGUCAAGGUCCAGGUUCUGGGAUGUUCGGUGGUCUCGGCUUGGGUCGGAAUGUCUGUGAUGAAGACGUGUGUGAAGUCAGUGCCAAUGAAAGUAGCGUGACUUAAACCAAACGUGUGCGUUCCAUCCAACGGGUGCCUCCUUCCAAACAGUCGGACGUCUGGUUCCUGCUGCUGUUUGAAAAGGUUGUUGUAAGCUCAGUGCUUCACUGAUAACAGCAUUUAGAACAGACGGUGUACUUUGUCCAGAAACAGGCGAGGCUCCCGUUGGACACACAACCUGAAGGACCUGUAAUGUUUACAGAAAAACGACACUUUGAGAUUCCAGUCGACUGUUGUGGCGUGAAGUUUCUGAAACAGACUUGUGGUUUUGCUGAUGCCAUCAUAAGUCAUCCGCAUUUCUCACAAAGACUUUAGGAAACUUGCCUCCGAAACGUGGCCUCAUAAAAAUGGACAUUUUGUCUCUGAGUAAGCUAUUGUUUUAAAUAUCUGAGACGUUAUUAGAGUUUAUUUUUUGGUUUUGUGGGAGAGUGUUUGUGGAGAGGAAACAACAAACGACCGUGUUUCACUAACUGUUAACUUCUGUGGCAACAUUAUAAUAUCAGUAGAGUAGAAAAAUGGCUGUUCUAAAUUGCUGUGAUUUCCUGCAGUAUUGUAUUGUGACAUAUUUCUGUAAUCAGAUCAAAAACACAAAUCUGCAAAACAAAUUAGGAAUGAAGGAAAAGACUGAAUUCAUGUGGUGUUAUUUUUCUAAAUAGGCACAGGACUUUACUAGAUUUGGUGAAACUCGCUCAGCUGACUUAAACUCUUCUGAAUUAAGAAGAAGCAGAGAAGUUGCAGAUUUGUGUGUUUUCUUGGAUUUCCUCACAGCAGCAGUGAUGGAUCUUUUCCUGCCUCAGUGUCAGAUGUAACAAACCUAACUGUCAGCACUGCCAAGUUGUUUUCAGUGAUACUGGUUGUGCUUUUUUUGAAGCUCGUCCUGCGUUACCGUUGAGACUCAGAUAUUUAUCCUCAUCACUGACCGACCUCAGUCACGUCCACAGGGACGGACGUUUGCCAGACAGGAACUCUUUGGUCUUUUGGCUGCUUAUUUAUUCAUCUCUACCAACCUGUACAGCUAAUUAGCUUGAGCCUUAUUCAGACGUGGUUUUCAAAACUUGAUGUUUGGGUGUUGUAGCAAAAGCUAGAUCUGUUAGUCCUUUUACCUUUAUGGUUCAGCUCUGCAUAAUCAGCCACAACAUUAAAACCAGCUGCCUAAUGAGGAACCAUAGAGGAGUCGCUAGUGGAUCCUUUAGGUCUUGUAGUUUGCAGGGUGAAGCCUCUACGUUCUUUCUUUCUUUCUUUCUUUCAAGUUUAUUUGAAAAAGGACAGUGUGCAGUUACAUUAAAAAGAUGGCUGCACCAGAUUUAGCAUCAUGCUAAUUUCCAUCUGUAGUCCGACGUAUCCCCCAGAUGCUAUGUUAGAUGUGGAUUUGGGGAGCUUGGAGGCUGGGUCAGAAACUGGAGCUCUUGGUCAUGUUCCUCGAGCAGUUUUUGAGGUGUGUUAGGCCACAACGUCCUGCUGAAGGAGGCUGCUGCUGCCGGUAUUGCAGUUAUCAUUCCACGCCAUUUCACCCAGAUUUCAAAGGUUUUCCUAGUUAAUGUCAUGUAUUUUUUGGAGAAAAAAAUCAUGCAAAAACUUCUACUUCAACCAUGGAACUUUGCAAAAUCCUACAGUUUUACUAGAAAUACCUUUUGAAUUCUGAAUUUUCGACCGUACAGUAGGCCCUGUGUGUUUAAUUUUAGAACUUCAGCGAUUCUUUUAAAGCAUCACCAGUUGCUUAUUAUUCACAGGAUUAGGUAUAUUUUUUUUUCUACUAAAGUUAUUGCUCUGUGUGUCUGGAUGAGAAAACAUUUCUGCAACAAUGCAACGUUGCACUCUCUUAUAUACCUCAUAUUAUGUAUUGUUUUGAUAAUUACAUUAAUGCUACAAGUUGGUGAACUUUAGAAAUGUUAUCUCUUCCAGACACAUGGAGCAAGAUGAAUCCUUUGUUACACAAAGACCCAAACCACUAAAGCUGGAACUUGAACUGUUUAUUUGCUGAACUAAUUAGCUCAACAGGUACCAUACACACAUAUAAAACCUUGAAAUCAGCAUAAUCAAAUAUUUACCUGACAAUUAAAGCCACUAAAUAUGAUUGUAAAGCCUCUGAAAACUACAAAAAAUGUGUCAUCUUUAAAUGAGACGUUUAGAUUAAAUAAGUUUUGAUGAAAUGUUGGAACUUUGGUUCUAUUUUCUGACUGAACCACACAUCACUGAACUGUUGGAAAGUUGAAAAAUCCAACAGUUCUUUAUGUGUUUACUAAAUGGAGCCAUUUUGGUAAUUGUCUUUGAAUAUAACACACCUUUCAAACGUGCGGCAGGUUUUGGGAUUCAGAGGGUUAACUGAGGAUUAACUCAGGUGUUGAUUGGUCGUCUGGAUGUGAUGACAGCAGCUGAUUGGCUAACUGUAUCUACACGCCUGUGGAGGAGCAGCUUUAGUGUUUGUGCUCCUUCCUGAAAAAAUAUACUGUUAAAAUGUCUUAGAAAGUGGAUUUUCUGGCUCUGAAGCUAAUUUUAGGAAGGGUUAGGGUGUGGUAGUGAAUUUUUGAUGCAGCGCCAAAUGAAAUGUUGUUGUGACAAAACUAAGAUGCUUCAGCCCACAACAAAAAUUUGAUUGGAAUUGAAGGAAUAUCAGUGAAGCUAUGAGGUUUGGGAUGCACUGUGGUUUGGUGGUUAUUAUUAUUUUAAUUUCUGCUUUUAAAAAAUGAUUACAAGUUCCAACUUUUUCUUCAGGUUUCUGGGAUAUUCAGUAAAAAAAAAAAUCUGCCAACUUCAAUGAAAACUAAACCACUGGUGAGGCUUUAAAGAUGCUUCAUAAGAAUCGCUGAAGUUAUCACAUAUUCUUUCAACUAUUUUCAAAAAUUCAUACCUCAAAAAGUAUGUGCAGUAGAGCUGUGGGAUUUUGAAAGAUUCUGUGGUUUAGGCAGAAAUGUUUGCAUAAUUUUUUUCAAGAAAAUCCAUAACUUCAGCUGGGAGGUGAGUUGGCAUGGAAUGGAACUUGUGUGUUAAGGCCGUGUGCUUUGUAACAUCCACAGGACCAAAUGUUCUCCAGCAGAACUUAGACUGUAAGCAGAUGUUUCAGUCGGUGGUUUUAAUGUUGUGGCCGAUCACUGUAAACUCGACCUGUAACUGAUAAGCUCAUAACUUCUCCUCUGCAGCUUUUACAGCAGGAGGAGGCUGAUUUACAGUUUUGCUGCUGCUUUCACUUUCUUACUUUGAUGUUCACAGAGUUUUUUGCGCUUGGAGGAGUAUUUUAUCAUCACUGUAAAUAUAUAGAAAUAUAUGUUAUCUACUCAUCAGACCUGCGGCAGAGUUUAAACGCCGCUGGUCUGCUUUUAAUGGGUUGUAGAGGAAAUAUGUGAACGUGUUCUCCACUGGGUUCUCCACUGCAUCUGUUCAGUUCAAUGACAAGCAUCACAGUGGUCUUAUUAGAGCUCUACAGGAUACCUCCUCUGAACGGGUGACAGAGUGGGUUUAGUUUUGGACCCAAAUGAAAAGAAAACCUCAUUUUUCAGUAGCACAGGAAGAAGUCACAGGAUUUUUCAGUUUUACAUGAAUACAUUUCUGUAGUUUCCACUGGUGUUUUGUUUUACUUUGAGCCACACAGGUCCUGACCUACCAGACAUUAGUAAAUGUUGAGAGAGUUUCUAUGUUCUGACACGUUAUAUGCAGGACUUCCGGUACAUUUAUUAUAUCUGUGAAUGAGAUAUUUUAAUAAUGAAGCAUAGUAGAAGCUUAAACAGCAGGUAUUUCUUCUGGAACAGAGGAUCUGAUCAGAUUCUGGAGCACCUUUCUGCAUAAAUUUAGAUAAUAAUGAGAGACUUCCCCAAAAAAUAUUCACUUAAAGUUGAAAUCGAUGCCACAUGUGUUGGUGUAUUGUGUUUUCUUAUGAGCUAAUUGGCUUAAUUAGGAGGAAACUGAUUGUUCUUAUUAUUUAGGAGACAAUCUGAUUAGAUUUUAAUGUGCCUUGCUGCAUAAAUGUGCAUAUUAAUGAAGUUUUAGUGAUUUUUGGAAACUUUUCGGAGCAAACGUGUUUGGACGUCAUGUUAGAAGAUGUAAUGGCACUAAAGUAGUGUUUUUGUCCAUCUGUCUUCAGCAGCAGUUUUAGUUUUGUUUUGUGCUGAAGUGAAGGUGGUGUGAUGAUGAAGGACGCUCUAGUUUGGAACAUAAAGCAAAUACUUGUUGGCUGAGAAGACUAGAUUAACGGAUUAAGUUCAAUUUCACUUUUUGGAACAACUUUUAUUCUGUUAUCAUACAAAAUUAAAAUAAAUUGACCCGUCGAACACUAUAAAUACUGUCUAUCCUCAAAAUAAAUGUAAUUAAUUGCACAGUGAAAGUUUUUAUACGGAACAUUUUGUCAUGAAGUCGGUUGAUUAAGUCCAAAUUAAAUGUUAGAAAAUAAAGAAAAAAAUAGGACGGUAUUAUCGGUCACUUGCCACGUUUAAGCUGAUAGUAGAUUGUUGAUAAUGAUACAUUUUAAGAAAGAUAAAUUCUUUAAUUAUAUUACCAUUCGCUGUAGUCUGCAGCUAUGUCCAUCCUGCUGCUGAAUAAAUAUCAGCUCCAUGUUACUGGUCAGAGUUCAGGGCUUGAAGCUCAUGUUUGUUCACUCACAGUAGAGCAGAAUUCAUGACGCUAAACACAGGUCAGUCUGUUUACAAUAAACCUCAUAGUUCUUCAUAACACCGUGUUCUGUUCUUUACUGCACUGUGGUUUAAAUACAGCAUCAGUUCUGCUUCUAUACUGGGAGGCCGUAGUUACUAUUUAAUGUUAGCACUGUUCUAAUACCAGUUCUGUGUGAUGCAUUUAGGGACCAUGUUAUUACUGCUGAGAGGACACACUGACAGGCUGUUCUCUGUUUUUACAGUUAAAUCUUCACUUUUCCUCAACUGCAAACCAAUUUAGUUGAUGUUCAGCACAUUUCUGUAAUGAUUAGAUUUCUGAAGUACUACUUACAUUAGUUUAAAAGGAUAUAUCAGAAGACAUUGUUUUAGAACUUAAACUAAUUCUGUCCCAUGCAGCUCUUUAAUACUUCAUAUUGGGGAACCAUAUAAGUUUACACAUAAAACAUUUUUCCUUCAGCUGAGCUUCAUAAAAAGUCAUCAGGGAAACUCUUUGGUUACAGGGAGACGUUUCUUAGAGUCGAUUUAAAUCAGAAACUCAGAACCUGCUCUGGACCAGGUUAGCUCUGCAGCAUCAGUUACCAUAGAGAUCUAGCAGGUUAAAUGAGAGACUCCAUGAGCUCUACAUACCUGCUAACCACUAAUCUAGCAGUUGAGCUCUCUGCUACAACAAUCUGCCUUCUCCUUUCAAACUGUGCUGUGCAUACUACAAAUGUGGCUGGGUUUAUGUGUUUUUAAAUGGUGCAUCUUUUCUUUCCCAGACUUGUCCUGGUCUGUGACUGACUGCAGCUGUUUCAGUGUUCCUUCACCUCCGCUUGUGAACUUUAACACUGCAGAAAUCAGAGAGCCACAGUAGCUACAACACAAAGCAGUUAACACACGACCUCAUAGACGUUUUCAAGCCUUUAGAGAUGUUUAAUGGCUGCAGUUAUGUGAAGAGAAGCAGAGUUAGUGUCUUACCUUCUGUGAAGGCUCAGUGUGGAUGUUUUAUAAGCACGUUUGGAGCUCUGUGUCUGCUGGUGGUUGUGUGUUGAAGUGGGAUCUCCAGCGUUUGUUCUCUGAGCUGCUGCAGAGGAAACAUGGAGCAGAAUGUGUGAGAGACGUGUGAACACUAAAGAAGUUAACGUGAUCAUAGAUGACUCAAAAACAACUCAUGAACAGAGAAAUGUUUUGAUUCAGACAGAAAUGUGUGGAUUAAUACACUUAACAAAAAUAUAAACAAACAUUUUUGUUUUUGCUCCCAUUUUUUAUGAGAUGAACUCAAAGAUCUGAAACUUUUUCCACAUACACAAUAUCACCAUUUCUCCCAAAUGUUGUUCACAAAUCUGUCUAAAUGUGUGACAGUGAGCACUUCUCGUUUGCUGAGAUAAUCCAUCCCACCUCACAGGUGUGCCAUAUCAAGAUGCUGAUUAGACACCAUGAUUAGUGCACAGGUGUGCCUUAGAUUGGCCACCAUAAAAGGACACUCUUUUUGUGUUUAUAUUUUUGUUGAGUGUAUUUGAGCCACAGUCUGACUGACAGAAUAGUUUCUCCUUCUUGCAUCCACUAACAUUAACUUCUCCACGUCAUGCAGAUGUAUACAGGAGAGUCGACAUGACAGCAGUUUGUCUCUGAUAAAGAUUAUUAUAGAUUUAGUUUAACCCUUUAAAACUGGUCGUCCGCUUGUAUUCAGACUGCAGCUGAGAUGUCGUAUCCAUUCCACCAAUACCGGUUUAUACAUAUUCAAUACGUACCUAGGAAUCUUUUACAAGCACUGGUUUCUCGUAUUACCAUUCAGUAGUAGGGCCUACAUUAUGUAUCUGUUAUUAUUAGUAUAUAUCUAUUCUAUGUGCUGUAGAUAAAUUAACAAUCUCCACUUAAUUUAGCAUCACCUGGAAAGCAGAAACAGAAAUACAUAUUUUUUUUAUAUAAUUGUGAACAAAUUCAGGUGUCAAGGGGUUAAACUUUGGUACAACGAGCACGGAGAAACUUAGAGCAUCAAACACUUGAUUUCCUGGAUUCUGGUGAAUUUUCUGCAUCAAAUCAUGGAGGAAACGUCUUCAUCUGUUUAAAGGAACACAACAUUUACGGGUUAAAUCUAAUUAUAGUGGAAUAGGACGCAGUAAAGCUUCUGUGUUACUAAAUAUUUAUUUUCCUGUAGAUGAACUUUGAAUAUUAACCCUGCUGAUGGAACACAUGGAGACCAGAUUUACUCCUCUAACCUCUCUGAAUGUGGCAACAUUUCAAAGGAAAUGAUCUUUAAGAAUCUGGACUUUGUGCACAUUCAGAACAGAUCACACAUGUCUGUGUUUGACACUCUGCAGAUUUAAGACUGUCAGGAGGAACGUUGCACCCAUGAGCUAACAUACAGCAGCAUCUUUUGGUGUUUGUUUCCAACCUGAAAUCUCUGGUUGUGUAUUGAGAUGUGACUGCAACAGACAUGUAGAUUAAAAUCCCAGAAAUAAUCAAUAAAACUUAAAAAACUUGUUACUGAAAAGUGCAAAUACGGAAACUACAAAAAGAGGCCGUCAUAGUUUGAUCCUAUAUCACUUCUAUAUCAUUUUUCUUAAAGUUUUGCCCUCUUAAAACAAACAAAACUGACUGGUUCACAUUUUCAGUUGUUCGAGGCCCUCAGGUCUUGGAGUUGUCGAUGCCUUUCAGUAAGACUCCACAUGAUGAGGUGUGGUUGAAGUUUUAGCUCUGCAGCUUCACGUCUCAGUGACAGAAGAGCUCCUUUACGAGAGAAGUAAAAAGGUGAAAGGAUUAAAGUUGCUGCUGAAAACUAGACUCGAGUAUUUUUGUUAUUUUUGUACAUGACACCACUCCAGAUUCUUACAUGUCGUCCGACUGACCAGCUGAUUGUUGAACAGUGAUCACACAAAACCACAUCUGUAAGUCCUGAGUGGUACCAAUAAUGUCAUUAACAUCAGUGUUCACCUGCCAUGUAUCAGAGUAACGGAUUAAUAAAUCAUUUGGUGAGAA